GCAGCGAAGACUAGCCCCUGGUGGCCACAAGUAGAGAAAACCCGCGUGCAGCAGUGAAGACCCAGCACAGCCAAUAUAAAUAUGUAAAAAAUUUUAAAGAGAAAUAGAAUUUUUUUUUUUUAAUUUCAAAACAGCCACAGCUGGCAUCAGGCAGAUGGUAACUGGGGUUGGUCUUUUCUGGUUAUCGGCCCGUGACCUUCUUUCUGAAGUGAAGAAUGCUACGAAAGAGUGUAGGGGAAGAAGAAUGCCGGGUGCAGAGUGUAAUUCAUGCGGAGUCAGAGAGUAAUUUGCCUUGUUUAGCUUUGUGAAGGACAAGUCCAACUACAAGUUGUUUGUUAGCAGUAACACUAAAGAAUACAAGAUUGCUUAACUAUUUCAGGUCUGUUUGUGCUGUUUCCUCAGCCUGUUCAUUGUUUCCUUAUUUUUCUUAGUUAUCAGAAAAGUCUCAUUUCUAUUUUUGCUGCAACAAAUUCCCCAUCAUUAGUUCAUUCCCUCCAUAUCAAUGGAGGAAGGAAAUCAGGCAUCAUUCUCACCUGACUGAGGACAAAGCUUCAGUUUUAUUUCACUAGACAAACACCAGGUCUCUGGCCCAGGGGCCCAUCUAUCUCCUACUUCAAAUCUUCCUUGUCCCCUGGGGGCCACAGCCCAGGCCUGCUCAUCCCGGCUCUCCAUGGGAGCACCCCACGCCUGAAUGUGUCAUGUCCGUUGGCAUCAUCCUGCCCAAGCCACUUCCUCUUUCGGAUUGCCCUUCUUCCUUCUCUGGCCAAGACACCUCGCUCGUAGAUCAAGCAACACCCACUGGUGGAGUCUUUCUGGAGCUCCUAAGCCAAGUGGCCCUCUCAGUCAAGGCUUUCUUUACAGGCUUCUGGAUGGCACAUGUCCCUACCCAGCGGGCAUCUGAGAGCCCAGGCCACCCUGCCCCCCAUCCCUGGGAGGUUCUGGCCAGAACUUGGUCACAAUCAUCUAUCUGUGUGGUCUCAGGAUCCAGCAUAACACUUGGCUCAGGGACAGAGUUUGGUGGACCAGUGUUUACUGAAGACCAUUAACUUCAGAGCAGAUUGCAUUCUACCACAAUCAUAAGUCAUUAUUUACUUCUCUUUCCUUGUAUUUGGGCCCUUUAGGCAGGCUUCAGUUUUUCUUCUGGCUGUCAGUCGGCUACUGUGGACCUCUGUGUGAAUUAUUUUUAUUUCUUUUGGAGAUGUUUCUUGAGGCCCAGUUUCCAAAGCAAAGUUACCAGGGACACCUUGCAUUUGCAAGAAUUCAGUUGACAAGAUACCGUUACCGUAUAGCUUUGGUAGGGUUGCCAGAUAAAACACAGGACACCCCAGUGAAAUUUGAAUUUCAGAUGAAAAACAAACACUUUUUAAAGUAUGAGCGUGGCUUAUGCAAUGUUUGAGAGAUAUGCUUGAAAAAAUGACCAUUUAUUCUGAAAUUCAGAUUUCACUGGGUGUCCUAUAUUUUACAUACUAAAUCUGGCAACCCUAACUUUGAGGGCAGAGCUGGUGGUGGAGGUUCUCAAGGCUGGAGGCCGCCCCAAGAAAACCAGGGGAGGCUGGAAAGGGGAGACCAGCGGGAUGGUGGAGGUGGCUCACCAACUGAGUUACCAUCUCCCUCAGUGUCCCUGGGAUGGACAAACAGCUCACUCGGAGCCCAAGGAGAAGCCAGUGCUGCCACCUGCUGGGGAGCAGAAGCCAGAAGACACUCAGAUAGGCGGGGAGCCAGACACAGAGAAUCUUUCAGAUUCUUCAGAGCAGAAGCUGGGCGAGGAGCAGGAAGCCAGCGCUACGUUCCUGUUUACACUCCUGACGGCAACAGAGCCCGCCAGCGACCCUGCAGAGGACUUGGAAAUCCAGGAGUCCCAGUUCCUGGAUAAGGAAGACUGGGGCCCGCAGCGGACCUCAAAGGAAAUGAGCCAUUUGCAAAAUGUUUGCUUGAGGCUUCGGGAGUCACUCAGCACUAUCCAAGCCGACAAUCUGGCUCUGGGGGAGAAGCUGCGAGACCUGCCUGACUCCUUGUAUAAAAGCCUGAAAGAGGAAGCGAGGGCCAUCCUGGAAGGAGAGAAGGCCGUCCAGGAGGAAGGCAAGGCCCUCCAGGAGGAGGGUAAGACCAUCCAGGAAGGAGCCCUGGCCGUCCAGGAGGGGGCGCUGUUCCAGGUACCAGGAGCUCCACCCAGCUGUGGGUGGGGUGAGAGGACCAGUUUGCCAAGCGCCACUCAACUGGUUCCCCACUGUCUGCAGGAACCCAGCUCUCAGAUGGCAGGACUGGUCAUCCUGCAGCCUGACCCUGCCCUCAACAGCGGAAACACGUGUCAGCCCUAGGCCCUAGCUGAGCCGAGGCUGGAGACAGCACAUCUCCUUGGGGAACCCCUCUGGCUGUUCCUCUCCAGCUCCCCUCAGUAAA
Molecule: messenger RNA, 2400 nt
Organism: Cervus elaphus (red deer)
Lineage: Eukaryota; Metazoa; Chordata; Mammalia; Artiodactyla; Cervidae
Exons: 5
Coding region: 1575-2318 (247 amino acids)
Source: RefSeq, a predicted model, not a curated record